This is a messenger RNA of Camellia sinensis, 1917 nucleotides long. RefSeq names its product homolog of X-ray repair cross complementing 3 (XRCC3) (gene XRCC3). Gene Ontology annotation, cellular component: replication fork; Rad51C-XRCC3 complex. Gene Ontology annotation, molecular function: ATP-dependent DNA damage sensor activity; ATP binding; four-way junction DNA binding. NCBI's taxonomy places the organism in Eukaryota, Viridiplantae, Streptophyta, Magnoliopsida, Ericales, Theaceae. The record is from RefSeq and is a predicted model, not a curated record. Gene Ontology annotation, biological process: t-circle formation; double-strand break repair via synthesis-dependent strand annealing; resolution of mitotic recombination intermediates.
GCGGAGUUUUCCACUUGAAUGUUUCCUAACCCUCGCUCUCAAAAUAAGCAAACGUCUGUGUCUCUGUGUGUCUAUCUCAUGAGACCUGAAAAUCAACUGAAACAACAAGAAGAAGCCCUGACAACCCAGAAGUGCAGCGUGGGCUGUACGGUGCUGGACCGGUUCCUCCGCGGCGGCAUCCCCUGCAACUCCAUCACGGAGCUGGUGUCGGAGAGCGGCUGUGGCAAAACCCAAUUCUCCCUUCAACUCCUCCUCUCCGCCCAGCUCCCCCUCUCCCUCGGCGGCCUCUCCUCCUCCUCUCUCUACCUCCACUCCGAAUUCCCAUUCCCUCUUCGCCGCCUCCAACAACUUUCCCAUUCCUUUCGCUCCUCUCAUCCCACCCUUUUCUCUUCUCACGACCCUUGUGACCGCAUUUUCCUCCACCCUCUUCACUCCGCACACCAACUGCUCGAUCUCUUGCACAACAAGAUCGAGUCUCUGCUAUCCAAUCCUCCCCCCAAUACCCAUUUACCCAUUAAGCUCAUUGUCAUUGAUUCCAUUGCAGCCCUGUUUAGAUCCGAAUUUGAUAACAACCCUUCUGAUCUUAAGCGCAGAUCUUCUCUUUUUUUCAACAUCUCUACCAAGUUGAAGUCAUAUGCCAAUAGGUUUGGUCUUGCUGUUGUCGUUACAAACCAGGUGGUUGAUUUUGUGGGUUCUUCUGACGGGUUGAAUGGGCUUAGGGUGGGGAAUUUGGCUUGUUUGUAUUCAUCUGGGAGACGGAUUUGCCCUGCUUUGGGCCUUUCAUGGGCCAAUUGCGUUAAUUCAAGGCUCUUCUUGUCCAGAAAUGAGGAGGUUUUAGGCAAAGAGACUGGUUUGGUUGAUGAUGAUGGUUUUGUCCAAAAACGAACAAAGCGGCAAAUUCAUGUUGUUUUCGCGCCUCAUUUGCCUGAAUCGUCUUGUGAGUUUGUGAUCGUGAAAGAAGGGGUUUUUGGGCUUGAAAGAUAAUUCAUUAUCUUUCUUUAAUAAAGGAAAUUUGAGUUGUUUGAAUUCAUCUGGAAGACGUGUUGGUCCUACUUUAGGAUUAUCAUGUUAAUUCAAGCUUGGUUUUUUGGUGAAAUGAGGAUAUAAUAGUGUGUGAAGAGACUUGUUUGGCUGAUGUGGGUGGUGUUGAUUUCAUCCAAAGACUAAUAAAGUGGCAACGUCAUGCUGUUUUUGCACCUCAUUUUCCUGAAUCAAUCUUAGGAGUUUGUGAUUGUACAAGUUGUGGUUUUUGGGGCCGUAAGAAAAUGAUCGUUCUUUGAAAGAGGAUGAUGACCAAGGUCUCUGUAUGAGAUGUUACAAUGGAUGGCGAUGCCCUAGCGAAGCCAUUGCAAACUGAUAUUGAAUGAUUAUAUUCUCUUUAGCUCAAGUCUUCAAAGCCACAAAGAUUGUGCUGUUCAAGAGAAAAGCAACUGAGCCUCUCAAGAAUUCUUACACUAAAGAAGAAAAGAAUUCUCUGCCAAGGAUUAUGACCCCUAAACAUUUUCAUCUCCGGUUAUGGAGAGAUCUUCAAAAGGUGGAGGGAGAAGUGGCUGACCUGGAGAAAUUUUGUUCAAAAUGUGAGCGGAAAUCAUUUUAUUCCUAUUACUGUUUUGGUAGACUGUACGGCACUCUGGUGUCGCAUGCCAUUACCAUGGCUGGUUGCGCAGAGGAAUUCACAUAAUCACUGCAAAUAGGAAGGCAAAUUCAGGACCGCUUGAGCAGGUAACUAUAGUUGCAUGAAUGAUGAAUUAGUGUACCCUCGGUAUGAUUUUAUGACUGAAAUGGUUGUAAGUUUAGAUCACUCUCGAGUUAGUGUGGAUGUGGUAGGUGUGUUUUUUUCUUCUUAAAAUACCUUUUCAUGUAACUAUUAUCCAAGUGCUUCAAAAAAUGGUCGUCAUCAAAUUUGAUUGUUUCAAA